Messenger RNA from Schistocerca serialis cubense, 1840 nucleotides. RefSeq names its product esterase E4-like. NCBI's taxonomy places the organism in Eukaryota, Metazoa, Arthropoda, Insecta, Orthoptera, Acrididae. Bases 11 to 1750 code for a protein of 579 amino acids. The record is from RefSeq and is a predicted model, not a curated record. The transcript has 10 exons.
CACAGUCAUCAUGCGGUGCACACGCGGAGCACUGGUGUUGCUGCUGGCGAUGUGUGUCGCGCUGCUGGCGCCAGCGCGGUGCGCCAGGAAGGGCGGCGGCGCUGGCGAGCAGCUGGCGCCGCAGGUGCAGACAUCUCUGGGUCGGCUGCGGGGCAGCGUGAUGACGUCACUGGACGGCCGGAGCAUCCUGGCUUUCCGCGGCGUCCGCUACGCGCUGCCCCCCGUCGGCGAACUGCGCUUCAAGCCUCCAUCACCUCCACAGCCUUGGAAUGAUAUUAUAAAUGCUACAGAAGAUGGAGCAUGGUGCCCAAAUGCAGAGAAUGCAAAUGGUACCUCAGAGGACUGCCUGUUUCUCAAUGUGUAUACAACCAAACUGCCUGAAGGCAGACAAAAUACUGGGAGACCUGUGCUGAUCUUCUUCCACCCUGGAGCUUUCUACAGCAUGAGAGGAAGCAGUGACCUGUUUGGCCCUCAGUACCUCAUGGAUGAGGAUAUUGUUCUAGUCACUGUCAACUACAGGCUUGGUGCUCUAGGUUUCUUGAGUACUGGAGACUCUGUUCUUCCUGGAAACAAUGGAUUCAAGGAUCAGGUACAGGCUCUUCGAUGGGUGCAGCAAAACAUUGCUUCCUUUGGUGGAGAUCCAAACAGCGUCACAAUUUCAGGGUACAGUGCUGGUGGAGUUAGUGUCUACUUGCACAUGCUUUCUCCAAUGUCUAAAGGUUUGUUCCAUCGAGGAAUUGCAAUGAGUGGUACUGUUCAGUCCAUAGUAAUUAAAGAUCCAUUGCAACAGGCACAAAAGCAAGCAAGAUUACUAAACUGCCCUGAUGGAACUUCACAGGAAAUAGUUAACUGUUUGAAAGGCAAAGACGCUCAAGAAAUUGCUGAUACUCUAGGAGGAUUUGUGGAAUGGGGUUGGGAUCCAAUCCUGGUGUUUGGAGCAGUUGUUGAACAGGAUUAUGGAAAUGAAGCAGAGAGAUUUCUUACUGCUGAUCCUACACAGCAGUUCCUUUCAGGAAAUUUUACCCAUAUUCCACUAAUUACAGGAACCACAAAAGAUGAAUUCAGCUGGAAAGCAUUGCAAAUACUUGGUAACACUUCAUGGGCAGAAGAUAUGAGUGAAAAUUAUGAGACAGUCUUUCCCAUAUCUUUCUUGUAUGAACGGAAUACUUCACGAUCACGGCAAAUAAGCAGAGAGCUGAGGAGUUUCUACCUCGGCACUGAACCAAUAACAAAUAAUUCUAGGACUGGACUCGGCCAAUUAUAUGCUGAUGGUAUAGUAAUAUUUCCAGUUGACCGUGUUGCAAAGAUAAUAUCUACAAGGAAUACUUCACCAGUGUACUAUUACCAGUUUACUUAUCAAGGAAGGUAUAGCUGGGUGAACUCUCCAGGGACAACAACACCUUAUGGUGUUGUGCAUCAUGAUGAUCUGAUUUACUUAUUUUACAUAUCAGUAUUGUUUCCAUCUUUCACCAAGGCUGAUCCAGAAUAUCCAACAGUUAAAAAAAUGACUAAAAUGUGGUCUAAUUUUGUUAAGAAUGGCAAUCCAACAUCUGAAAGAAAUGAUUUAGUCAACGUGGAGUGGCAAAGCUUGACACCUUCAAGACAAGUGUAUCUGGAUAUAGGAUCGCAGUUGACAAUGAAGAAUGGGCUAUAUUAUCAGGACCGUAUGUCACUAUGGGACAGGCUGUUUCCCCUACCAACUAGUGGGCAUAAGGGAAAUCGAAGACGUGGCCAUCAUAGAGAACAGUAAUGGUCUCUAAUGUGAUUACAGAUUACUAUGAAAUGUUUUGUGUAUGCAAAGAUUGGUAAACAGCAAAUAUCAUAACAUUUUCAAUAAAAA